Molecule: messenger RNA, 761 nt
Organism: Symphalangus syndactylus (siamang)
Lineage: Eukaryota; Metazoa; Chordata; Mammalia; Primates; Hylobatidae
Gene: C3H11orf71
Product: chromosome 3 C11orf71 homolog
Source: RefSeq, a predicted model, not a curated record
AUGCUCGCCAGGAUAGCGCUCGUUAAAGGCAAGGCGGCUUCUGGCUCUUCCGCAGGCUCGGUUAUGGGUUCCGGUGUGGUUAGUCAGUGGGCCCGACACAGGCUGGACUGAUCUGGGGAGCCGCGAAGGGCCUGCCUUGACCAAGGGACGUAACGCAAAUACUGCGGGCAGUGUUUGAAUAUGGCCCUGAACAAUGUGUCCCUGUCCGCCGGUGAUCAGAGGAGCAGGGUGGCCUACCGCUCUUCCCACGGUGACCUCAGACCGCGGGCGUCAGCGUUGGCGAUGGUCUCCGGAGACGGCUUCCUCGUUUCCAGGCCUGAAGCGAUUCAUCUAGGACCUCGGCAGGCGGUGCGACCAAGCGUUCGGGCCGAGAGCCGUCGAGUGAAUGGUGGCGGCCGGAGCCCAACCCGCCUUAUAAAUGGGAGGGAACCAGAUGGCCGGGGCAGGAGCCGCCAAGCCAGAUUCUCACCUUACCCGAUCCCUGCCGUUGAACCCGAUCUCCUAAGAAGUGUGCUGCAACAGCGUUUGAUUGCAUUAGGAGUUACUACCUGGACCCUGAAGCUAUUUGAGUCUGCAACCCCUGAUUUAAGAUGGUGUUCAACAUGCAGCCAUUCAAAUAUUUUUGAAAUUUUAGUAAUAUGAACUCAUUUGUGAUAUUACAUUUAUAUUAUUUAAGAUAAAAAUUGGAUAUGAAAUUGUAUGUAUUAUAUGAUUUUACCUAUAUGAAUGAAAUAUGCAUUAAAAAACUAGAAUUGCCAAAA